GUUCUGUGUACAUAAUACUCAUCGUCCCUCUACCCCUUUAUCGUUUUCCUUCUUCCCACGGCUUUUCUUCCCGUUGGACCAUGUUUUCUGACCUCCUGGUGCUAUAUCAAUUGUUCCAGCACAAGACAAACUCGUGAGCAUUCAUCCAAUCGACUGCUCAUCAUUCAUAAUUCCCCACAAUACGCUUGCAUAUCAUUGCAUAUUGUCGGCGCGCCGCAUCAGCCAAUCCAUCCACUUUCCUUCGAAUAAGCAAGCUCUUUCCUCUCACGUCAAGGCCAUCAUUAUGCCUGGUCGACUUCUUGGCUUCCGCCGAGCCUCACCCGCUCCAUCCGUGGAUCCUUCCGCCCCCAAAAGAGAUUCAUUCCACUCACAGAUUUCCGCAUCCGGAAGGAGGCGAUCCACUUCGCUGGCUCGUAAACAAAAGAGCAAACCCAAUCCAAAGGUCGAUGUUCUGGCUCUUGCUUUUGGUCGUCGAUACAGUCAGGACGCGAAGAUGACGAACAAAUCUCCACCUGCGGUUCAGGAACCAGGAGGACCUGCCAAAUUAGACAUGCUCGUUGAAUCGCCACCACUUGUGCUCUUUAAUCAACCUCAAGAUUCGACGGGUGCCUUAUUCAGUGGCCUAUUGAAGAUCGACGUGAGAACUGAGCGAGUCGUAGUGGAGUCUUUUAGCGCUAGAUUCGUCCAGAAGAUCACAACCAAGAAACCCGUUGGGGAGAGGUGCUCACAGUGUGCCAAUCACACAAAAGACCUCAAGACCUGGGACUUUCUGGCAGAGCCUGUUCAUGGAACCUCAUCUCUGACAUUGGACCGUGGCGAACACAAAGUUCCUCUCAGCUACUUGCUUGAUGGCAAGCUACCAGCUACGACUCGUGGCAUAGACAUGGUCUUGGAUUACCAUAUCAUUGCCGAGGCUGUUCUCAAUACCGGUGAUGUUCUGUCCUAUACUAGAACGAUCGACGUCAAACGUGCCAUCAUCCCUGGUAUCGACAAGCAUUCUGUAAGAAUCUUUCCUCCGACCAACUUGACCUGUCAGGUGACUCUUCCACCUGUGGUCUACCCGAUAGGCGAAUUCAAGAUCGCCAUGCGCAUGGCUGGUACUACCAAUCGCAAGGCUGACUGCAUCCUCUCCUGGAGGCUUCAACGCCUGCUAUGGCGCAUCGAAGAAACACAAAAGACUGUCUCUCCAGCCUGCCAGAAGCACCAACACAAGCUCGCGACCCAGGAGGAUGGCACGCCCAGCGACGGUCAGCCACACGUACACACCCGGGACAUCGGAGACGGCGAGCUGAAGACUGGCUGGAAGACAUGCAUCGAUGACAACAUCGAGAUUGAAAUCCCGUGCCACGUCAACUCGGCCACUAGACCCGUUUGCAACAUGAGCGGACCUCAUGGCAUGAGUGUAAAGCACCAGCUCAUCGUCGAAAUGGUAGUUGCCGAGCAGUGGAGUUCGAAAAAGAAGCCCCAGCAAACCACUCCGACGGGUUCUGCUAGAAUCCUCAGGACCCAAUUCGGAUUAGUCCUUACCGAACGAAGCGGCAUGGGCAUUGCUUGGGACGAUGAGGCACCUCCAGUGUACGAUGACGUUCCAGCGAGCCCACCCACUUACCGCGUCGCGACCGCUGAAGAUAUCAGCGAUAUCGAAGCCACAACCAGCUUCGAAAGUCUCCGUCUUUCAGAAUGAGCAUAUCAUCAGCAAAUUCAUCAUAUCAGCAUUUGGCCACGGCGCAAUAUCCUUCGACCGUUUAUUCCAGCAUCGGCGUUCAUCUGACACAUUUUUAUCAGCAAUUGGCGAGACGGGGCACUCUCAACUUUUUUUUCCAUCAGCUCGGACGCAACGGGCAAAAAGCAAAUCUCGAGGACGCGGUGGAUAUACCCCUGGAAGCUCUCCGACACGUUGUCAAGGCUUUGGUCGCCGAAUAUUCCAAAAAAGCAUGGCACACUACAAGCAUGCGC
Messenger RNA from Pseudovirgaria hyperparasitica, 1956 nucleotides. RefSeq lists its product as uncharacterized. The record is from RefSeq and is a predicted model, not a curated record. The coding region runs from base 284 to 1684 and encodes 466 amino acids. The transcript has a single exon. Lineage: Eukaryota; Fungi; Ascomycota; Dothideomycetes; Acrospermales; Acrospermaceae.